AUGGCGCUCCGGUGGCGCCGCAGCAUCUCCGGCCGCUCGAGUGGAGCUUUCGCUACCGACUGGAUUUCUCGCCGUUCCGAGGAGCUCAAGCCCUGGAAGCUUCCUGGCUCCGAUGGCGCUCCGAUUGCGCUCCGACGGCUCGAGUGGCUUCUGGCGCGACCUCCUUCGUCGCUCGUGUGGAGACAACUGACAAUUUCGCCGCCGACUGGAGCAUUCAAGUCAAGAUUCCUUGAAGCUGGAGCUUUUCUCGUCGUAAUCGCAGCUUCGCCUGCGUUCGCCGUCUGCGGAGCUUCGCCUGCGAGAGGACGCCUCGCAGUCGCGCGCGCCGGUGGACAUGAAAGCGCCGAUGAUAGUGAGAGCCUCGCUCGGGUUGAGAACGGCGGAGGGCGACGCACGGCUACGACGCCGCGUCCCACGGGGCGCGGUAUGACGCGUUGCCUCCAGGCGCUUCUCCCGGCGCUUCUCCCGCCGCUUCUCCCGCCGCUUCUCCCGCUGCUUCUCCCGCCGCUUCUCCCGGCGGUUCCCCCGCCGCUUCUCCCGCCGCUUCUCCCGGCUCCCGGCACUUCUCCCGGCGCUCCUCCCGGCGUUUACCCCGGCGCUUCUCCCGGCGGUUCUCCACGUUUUCGUCGCUUUCCAGUGUUGAGAUUCUCUCCGCCGUGUGAUGUGCCGCAGGAGCGCGAGAAGGAGCGCGCGUUGGUGCGGUCUCGCGGGUGCAUGGCGAGACGGCGCGGCGUGUCGGCGGAAUUUGCGGGCGCAUGGCGAUCAGAGGCGACUACGUUGGUGAUUCAUCCUCCUCAUUCUCCUUGA
Molecule: messenger RNA, 807 nt
Organism: Closterium sp. Yama58-4
Lineage: Eukaryota; Viridiplantae; Streptophyta; Zygnematophyceae; Desmidiales; Closteriaceae
Source: the annotation of a GenBank genome assembly